CUUGGGCAAUAUAAACCGGCCCCAUGUUUAUACCCUAAGAAGUCUUCAUCUUGUUGCCUAACCAAAACAACGUAUAUCUAUUUCCCCCGGGUUUACUUCGCGAAUGGAAGAUAGCGACAAAUGGAACCGAGCCGAACCGGGCCAGUCCAGGCUAUGCCGAGAAACCAGAGAGAGCAGCACUCAGACUGACAGCAGGAUAAAAGGCCAUGACCCCAGGUUGUCAAAGGUGAACCUGUUUACCUUGCUGAGCUUGUGGAUGGAGUUAUUCCCUCGGGAGCAACCUGACGAUGGUGAAAAUAGCCAGAUCUGUGGGACUGGUCUGGUGGUGGUAAAGGAAGGGAAGGUUUUGGGACUCCACUGUUCUGGAGCAGAGCUUCACGCAGGACAAGCAGCUAUCAUUCAGCAUGGUGGAAGUCUGGCCGGCUGUCAGCUCUACUUCUCCAGGAGACCUUGUGCCACUUGCCUUAAGAUGAUCAUAAAUGCUGGAGUCAGUCAGAUCUCCUUUUGGCCCGGAGAUCCAGAGAUAAGCAUGCUAAAGUCGAUGUCUUCAACCCAAACCAACGCCAGCAGUAAGUCACCCUCUGUGACAGAUGUGCUGGAUGCAGCUGCAAUAGAGAAACUGAAGUCCAACAGCCGUCCUCACAUCUGCGUGCUGCUGCAGCCACUGGAGCCUGGCCUGGUGCAGUUUGUAGAGGAGACGUCUAGGGAGGAUGAUUUCAUGGAGAGGAUAACUGAGGAUGACCCAGGGCUGAACAAAGAGGAGCUCUUCAACAGACAACGCCUAAGACACCUCAAAGAAUUUUCUAGACAAUUCUUGGUUGGAACAUCUAAGCAGCACACGGAUAUUUUGGUCCGAAUGGGCCUGGGGAAUUUCUGUGUGGAGCCCUACUUCUCCAACCUGAGGAACAACAUGACGGAGCUGGUGGGGGUCCUGGCUGCUGUGGCUGCUGGGGUGCCUCAACACCACUAUGGCUUCUACAGUGAGAACUUUGCAAGCACACUGCCUCCUCUUUCUCAAGAGGUAGCUCGCCACUGCAUCAUCCAGGCCAGGCUACUGGCAUACAGGACAGAGGAUCCUAAAGUGGGAGUGGGUGCUGUUAUUUGGGCGAGAGGGCAGUCGGCUGUCUGUCGUGGAACAGGCUGCCUGGAUUUUGUGGGUUGCGGGUACAACGCCUAUCCUGCAGGCUCCCACUACGCAGAGUACCCCCAAAUGGACAACAAGCAGGAGGACCGUCAGAGACGCAAAUACAGAUACAUCAUCCACGCCGAACAAAACGCCAUCACCUUUAGGUCACAAAACAUCAAGCCAGACGAGCUAACCAUGCUGUUUGUGACCAAAUGUCCGUGUGAUGAGUGUGUCCCUUUGAUAAGAGGGGCUGGAAUUACACACAUCUACACCUCAGACCAGGACAGGGACAAAGAUAAGGGGGACAUUUCCUACUUGAGAUUCAGCACCCUGAAGGAUAUCAACAAGUUCGUUUGGCAGAGGAAGCCUUCUAUUUCCUCAGGUCCUUCUUCUCAUCUUGCAAAUGGUUGUAUUGGGAAACAUAGCAGGCAGCCUGAGCAGGAGUACGGGAAUAAGAAGCUGUGCACCAAGAACACCAGGGCUUCACCUACUUUUAGAUAAAGAAGCUGUGAACGUUGCCUGUGGAAAAAGACGAAACUUUCAAUGUUUAAAACUACCAAUGAUCAGGACUGGGCUCUGAAAGGACAAAUAAGCUCUAAGAAACCAAAAUGCUCCAGGACUACGUAGCAGAUUUUUAAAGAAAGAGAUUUCCAAAAGUGUCAUUAUUAUGAAUUGUAUAAGCUUCCACCUUUAGUUUUUAGGAUGUACAGGUGUGUCUCUGUAAAUUAGAGUAUUAAUAAGAAGUUAAUUUAGUUUUAAUUUUUUUCUAAAAGUGAAACUCAUACAAACUAUUCUUUAGCUUACUUACAAAGACAGUGAUCUUAAUUUUAAUUAUUAUGGCUCACAGUUAAUGAAAACCCGAAAUCAGAAUAUGACACGAGACAGAUAAAAAAGAUUUAGGGAUGCUGCUUGGAUCUGUGGUAGAGCAGACACACCAUAUAUAGAGGCUGUAGUCCUCGACGAAGCUGUGCAGGGUUUUAUUCCCGACCUGGGCCAUUAACUGCUUGUCUUCCUGUCAAGUUAACUGAAUGUUCUCACCUGGUAUAGUGACAGGUUUUGGUUCGCUUGGAGUUUUAUCUACAUGAAAAGGAACCGAACCACGCAAAAACGUUACAAGUUAACAAACUCAUCAACUGAUUCGGACCAAAGCAAACAAACUAUAGGUGUGAAAACGCCUUUAGUUUACAGUCUGAUACAACCCCUUUUUAUCUGCUUAAAAUCUUCACCUGGUGGCUUGGUAUACACCUUCAUCUCAUAAACGAGCCAAUCAUGUUUCAUUUCUCGUCUUGUUAUAGGUGAGUCAACUAAAUCCCUCCCUCAUGUCUCUCAUUUUAUGAGCAUUCUAUGAGCUUAGGCAAAUCUCAAAUCAUACAUAUAGAGUUCAGAAUCCUUUUCUACCUCAUCUUUUCCUUCCACUCAACUUUCCAUUAUAUGUGCUUGGAUACAGGACACUGAACAGCCAGGUUCUUUAGGAAUUGCCUUUUGUGGUAAGCCACAAAUCAUCAGUCCCCUCUGUCAUUGUGUGUGCCAUAACCCAAACUUCUCUGUAUAAAUUGAAUUUCGGGUUUUCAUUAGCUGCAAUAUUUGCCCACUCUGCCUUAAAAAACCUCUUCAAAUAUCUCAUAUUUUAGGUACAUUUCUUGUACACAGUUUGCUUCUGGUGACCAUAUAUACUGUUUUAGUUCUGAACAUUUUAAUGUUCUUUUCAUUGAGUUAUUUCAGUAAUUUGGAUGUAUGGUAGUGAUUUGGAUGAAUGCUGUUUUUUUUGGUGAUGUGUUGUUUUGAUGACAAAUAUACCUUUUGAGGUUUGUUCCUAACAGUUAAAGUCUGCUAUUCAUUAGACCAGCCAGGCCUUUGUAUUCCAUCAUACUUUUUAGUCACAUAUUGUCUUCAAUUAAUGGUAAUUGCCAAUUAUAGCAAAGUGAAACCUUCAGCACAGUUGUAUUGAAAAAGGUUAAUUACUCAAUGCAUCUGUUGAUCAAAGUUGGGGAAGGUAUUGUAAAAUGUGUCAAAACUCAAAAUAAAUACAACUGAAACAAAAAUGUAUUAA
Molecule: messenger RNA, 3176 nt
Organism: Girardinichthys multiradiatus
Lineage: Eukaryota; Metazoa; Chordata; Actinopteri; Cyprinodontiformes; Goodeidae
Gene: cdadc1
Product: cytidine and dCMP deaminase domain containing 1
Exons: 12
Coding region: 104-1627 (507 amino acids)
Biological process (GO): dUMP biosynthetic process; dTMP biosynthetic process
Cellular component (GO): cytoplasm
Molecular function (GO): dCMP deaminase activity; zinc ion binding
Source: RefSeq, a predicted model, not a curated record